AUGAACCAAUCAGCUAAACGCAAAACUUCUGAAACAAAUAAGAGAGAAACUAACGAAAAAAAGUUUGAAACAAACGUGAAAGCAGCCAAGGAUGAAAUUAGUGAAAAAGGAGCAAUAGAAAAAGCCUCAAAGGGAAAUGUGGCAGCUGAGCCAUUUGCCAAAGAAUUGGUCAGUAUGACUUGUGUUAACGGAAAAUCUGUUGAUUCGUACGCCAACGGGAGAACGAGUAAGGGAGUUAAUAUUGGAAGUUCCAGUAAGAAGAAGACUGAGGAAAAUUGUGAUGGAUCAUAUUUGAAAGAAUUCGAAUGGGAAGCUGCGUGCCUUCUCCACGUGUGUCCAUCGUGGUUCAACCUCAUGACCAUCAAAGAAUAUACAGAUUUGUUCAAGUUUCAAAUUCACAUGGAAGUUCGCUACUUGCGAAGUUAUCAAAUUGAGAUUCUUCGCAUGGAUCUUCUUCCGACGAACAUGAAAAAGCUUACGGAGCCAAGCAGAGUUGUCAACAUUUCUUCAUGUGAAUUUGAUGUUGUCGGUCAUCGAGACUACCGCGAAUUAUUCACGGAGAUGCAAGUUUAUUUGACAACUCUUCUCAAGUUUACCAACCUUUUCAUCGAAUUUGAUGAUGCAAGACUCUCGUUUUUGAGAUUCUAA
This is a messenger RNA of Caenorhabditis bovis, 648 nucleotides long. The record is from the annotation of a GenBank genome assembly. Lineage: Eukaryota; Metazoa; Nematoda; Chromadorea; Rhabditida; Rhabditidae.